AUGGAUCUUGCCCCAGAAGAGCUUCAAUUUCUCAGCAUUAGAGGAAUCUUGCAUGAAUCAACCUCGAUCCCCAAAUUUUCCCUCAAAACCUUCUACCUCAUAACCCUAACCCUAAUAUUUCCUCUCUCCUUCGCAAUCCUCGCACAUUCCCUCUUCACGCAACCGAUCUUAGCUCAGAUCAACACUUACCCUCCGGCCGACCAAUCUCAGACCCAACACGAAUGGACCGUCCUCCUCGUUUUCCAGUUCUGCUACAUAAUCUUCCUCUUCGCAUUCUCUCUCCUCUCCACAGCCGCCGUCGUCUUCACCGUCGCUUCUCUCUACACCGGAAAACCCGUCUCUUUCUCCUCCACAAUGUCGGCGAUCCCUCUCGGCCUCAAACGACUGCUCAUCACUUUCCUCUGGGUUUCACUCUUGAUGCUCGCUUACAACAUCGUCUUCUUGAUCUUCUUGGUCACUUUGAUCGUAGCCAUCGAUUUACAGAACGUAGGUUUAGCUGUCUUCUCGUUGCUAGUGAUCUUCGUUCUGUUCUUGGGCGUUCAUGUUUACAUGACGGCUCUGUGGCAUUUAGCUAGCGUGGUCUCUGUUCUUGAGCCGGUUUACGGUUUCGCAGCGAUGAAGAAGAGCUACGAGUUGCUUAAAGGGAAGACGUUUAUGGCUUGUUCGAUGGUUUUCGUCUAUCUUGCUCACUGUGGAUUCAUUAGUGGAGUUUUCGGUGCGUUGGUAGUUCGUGGUGGAGAAGAUUACGGAGUUUUCACUAGAUUAGUGGCUGGUGGGUUCUUGGUUGGUGUUCUUGUGAUAGUUAAUCUUAUUGGAUUGCUUGUGCAGAGUGUGUUUUACUAUGUUUGCAAGAGCUUUCAUCAUCAGGAGAUUGAUAAAUCUGCGUUGCAUGAUCAUCUUGGUGGGUAUCUCGGUGAAUAUGUUCCUCUUAAGAGUAACAUUCAAAUGGAGAACUUUGAUGUUUGA
Molecule: messenger RNA, 966 nt
Organism: Microthlaspi erraticum
Lineage: Eukaryota; Viridiplantae; Streptophyta; Magnoliopsida; Brassicales; Brassicaceae
Source: the annotation of a GenBank genome assembly